CGGAAGUGUUGCCCGGAAGUGUGGACACCGGACAGAGAUGUAACCAACCGGCGGCAGAAUGGCGAUAGUUCACCGUGCUGCAGUAUGUUUUACCUUUAGAAUAAUGCUCUUGUUAUUGUUUUGCGUUUCUCUUCCGUGUCUGCCGCUUUAUUCUUCAGCCGAGAGGAAUGACAGGCCUAUAAUUGGUGUACUCGCCCAAGAGGUUUAUUCCCCCAAACCAAAUCAGACCGCUUACAUGGCUGCCUCUUAUGUCAAAUUCCUUGAGUCAGCAGGAGCGAGGGUUGUACCUGUCAUGAUUAACCAGACACUGGAGGAGUAUAAAACACUGUUCAACUCCAUCAAUGGCAUCCUUUACCCAGGCGGAGGCGUCAGCAUCAUCUCGUCUGGUUAUCAGAGAGCCGCAAAAAUCUUUUAUGAACUUGCUAUUGAGGCAAACAAGAGAGGCGACUAUUUUCCCGUGUGGGGCACCUGUCUGGGGUUUGAGCAGCUGGCGUAUUUGACGAGUGGAAAGACAGUACUGUCCUUUACCAACACAAGUGGUGUGCCAUUGCCUCUGGUCUUCACUAAUGAAACCAAAGACAGCAGGAUGUUUAAAGGUUUCCCAGCUGAACUCAUGGAGGACCUGGCCAAUGAGCCGCUGACGGAAAACUCUCACAAAUGGAGUUUGGCAGUCUUGACUCUAAACACAAAUGAGGAGCUGAAGAAGUUUUACAAAGUUCUGUCCACAAAUACAGAUGGAAAAACAGAGUUUGUGUCAACGAUGGAAGCAUAUGAUUACCCUAUUUAUGGGACACAGUGGCAUCCAGAGAAAAAUGCAUUUGAAUGGGGGAGGCCUUACAUUCCACACUCUCCAUCAGCAGUCAAGACCACCUUCUACGUGGCGGAAUUCUUUGUCAAUGAAGCCAGGAAGAAUUUUCACAGAUUUGAAUCUGAGGAUGAAGAGAGCAAAGCGCUGAUUUACAACUAUAAUCCUGUUUACAGUGGGCCCAAGGGUGCUUUCGAGCAAAUCUAUGUUUUCUGAUGUCUGUUUGCGAAGAAGCUUUCUCUUUGCAAUAGGUGAUUUGCUGUCUCAAUCACCUGACUCAUGAAUGUUUGCAGAUAAUUUGAAUUUGCAUUUGCUGCUCGCUCCACCUGUUAAGGGGGGGG
This is a messenger RNA of Etheostoma spectabile (orangethroat darter), 1146 nucleotides long. It is a transcript of the gene ggh, whose product is annotated as gamma-glutamyl hydrolase (conjugase, folylpolygammaglutamyl hydrolase). Gene Ontology annotation, cellular component: vacuole. NCBI's taxonomy places the organism in Eukaryota, Metazoa, Chordata, Actinopteri, Perciformes, Percidae. Gene Ontology annotation, molecular function: gamma-glutamyl-peptidase activity. Gene Ontology annotation, biological process: tetrahydrofolylpolyglutamate metabolic process. The record is from RefSeq and is a predicted model, not a curated record.